AUGCCCUUUGAUCCUUUAGUGAUAACGUCACCUAGAACACCCUCUGCUUUAUUGGCAUCAUUGAUCUUGUCUCCUAGAAUAGGGGAUUCGUUUUCUCCUACAUCAUCAUCAUCUGUCCCACAACCUAUUUUAUCAAUUCUAUCGCCUUUAUUACCUUCUUAUUCAGGGAUACCUUCCAAAGUGACCAGACCUCCCACUCCCCUUCCAUGUCCACGUCCAUUUCCAUUUCCAUCUCCAGGUCCAUCAUCAGAUUCAGGAAUUUUGCGAAAGUAUGGAUUUCCAGAUCCAGAUCACUGCUCGCCUACUAAUCUGCCCAAAGUCACCUAUAGGAGAUUAACGAAUUUGGAAUCACUUCAAAUCGCAUUAUUGAUUUCUAGACAAUUCUAUCCUCAUCGAAAUCACCCGAAAGAGUUGAUGAAGGUAUCCAUUGAUUUAGCGGGAAAAUUAGAUCAGGUAGGUGUUAAAUGGGAUAAGAAGAGGAAAAUUAUGGGAAUGCAUUUGAGAGGGUUAUGGGAUGUUAGUGGUGGAGGGAAAGGUAGUGUUGAUUGUCUAAAUCUAUAUAUCCAAGGUUCAUUCGUCACUACAGCUGAAGUACCCCACCCGUUGGAUACUACACCACUUGCGAUCCCACUUGCCCCGGAACAUGUUUAUCCGCCUUUAGACCAUUCGAUCCAAGCAGGUCUGUUGACUGCCUUACCGAUGAAUAUGGAGCAUGAACGGCAACAGCCUAUAUUGACUCACAAGAAAUCAUCAAUGUCAAUAUCACUCUCUCGGCGACCAUCUUUCGCCCAUCAUAGGAGCUCGAAUGGGCCCGGACAUGAUAUAGGACACAGGUCAUCGAUCAAUUCACUGACUUCUAUCAUAGCUCGUCCGUUGAAAAGGAACAGAGAAUCAAGCUUCACAGCUACUACUACUCCUGCCCUUGUCCCAUUUAUCGAUCCAUUCAACCCAGGCGCAGCCAUUAAGAACAAUGGUAAUGGAAACGGAAAUGGAAAUGGCAUUGGUACUGAUACCCGUGACAACAACCAUAUUAACAAUGAAUCCGCUUUCCACGAAAGACCCAGUAUUGAUAUUUCAAGAUGCACUAACGAUCCAAAUGACAACUUGCCAAACACCAAUAAUCACGACAUGCACUCCUUCAGCUUUAGUCAAGGUCAUACUCUCACACAUGCACAUGCGAGACCAGGAUUCGAACUUCACGAAGGACAAAGAGUGGAUGCCAAAGAACUAGAAAGGGAAAGGAGGAAAGAAAGAUGGAGAGAGAGGAAGAAGAGAGUUGCAUUGAGGAUAAGGGUUGAUGGAUCCCUCCCUCAUCCUCACUCAGGAUACUCUACCGCCCGAACAGCUCGAACAGCCCGUGCACGUCGAGUGGCUCAAACACCUAUGACAUCCCGUUCAACCCACUUGAUACAACCUUACUCGGCAAUCUCAGCACCUGUUAAAUCUGCUCAUUCAUACUCACUUGCAAAUAAAAGAAGGAAAAGGAGAUUCAACCUUUCGUUUGACCUUCAGUUACGAGUUGGGAAUAAGAGGUAUUCACUGGGUAAAGAGAGGCAACCUAAAAGUGCCAGAAGGUUAAAUUUUGGUGGGUACGAAAUGAGAUGA
This is a messenger RNA of Kwoniella shivajii, 1605 nucleotides long. RefSeq lists its product as uncharacterized. The record is from RefSeq and is a predicted model, not a curated record. The transcript has 4 exons. NCBI's taxonomy places the organism in Eukaryota, Fungi, Basidiomycota, Tremellomycetes, Tremellales, Cryptococcaceae. The coding region runs from base 1 to 1605 and encodes 534 amino acids.